Molecule: messenger RNA, 1169 nt
Organism: Solanum dulcamara
Lineage: Eukaryota; Viridiplantae; Streptophyta; Magnoliopsida; Solanales; Solanaceae
Product: UDP-URONIC ACID TRANSPORTER 1-like
Exons: 4
Coding region: 240-1169 (309 amino acids)
Cellular component (GO): Golgi apparatus
Molecular function (GO): antiporter activity
Source: RefSeq, a predicted model, not a curated record
GCGAGGAAAGAAAAGGAACAUUAUAACUAAACACCCCUACAAAAGUUCCCAAACACAAAAAAAAAAAAACAAAUCAAACCAAAGCCACCCCUUUUACACACAAAAUUGAAUCAUCCCACAAUAAAUCAAGAAACAAACAAACAAACACACACAAACAUCAAAGUUUCCAUGAAUGAACCCUUCUCUCUUAAUCCAAAAUCCAACAACAACCCAGCACCCCCAUUACCCCCAUUUCCAUCAUGUCCACAACACAAUCAGAAAAACAAACUCUUUUCAUUACCUCACUCAUCAUCUUUUGGUACUCAUCCAACAUUGGUGUCCUUCUUCUCAACAAACUUUUACUUUCCAAUUAUGGUUUCUCUUUCCCAAUCUUUCUCACUAUGUGUCAUAUGUCUGCUUGUGCUGUUCUUAGCUAUGUCUCCAUUGUUUUCUUAAAGAUUGUACCUUUUCAAAGGAUCAAAUCAAGAUCCCAAUUUUUAAGAAUUGCCACACUUAGUCUUGUCUUUUGUGGGUCUGUGGUGGGUGGUAAUAUUUCUUUAAGGUAUUUACCUGUUUCAUUCAAUCAAGCUGUGGGUGCUACGACGCCGUUUUUCACUGCAUUGUUUGCUUAUCUUAUCACCAUGAAGAGGGAAGCUUGGCUUACCUAUGGUUGUCUUGUUCCUGUGGUUGCUGGUGUUGUGAUUGCAAGUGGGGGCGAGCCUAAUUAUCUUUAUGGAUUCAUUAUGUGUAUAGGUGCAACUGCUGCUCGUGCAUUUAAGUCUGUUCUUCAGGGCGUUCUGCUUUCCUCUGAAGGGGAAAAAUUGAACUCCAUGAAUCUGCUGCUUUACAUGUCACCAAUUGCUGUUCUAGUUUUAUUGCCCGCAGCAAUCAUAAUGGAGCCCAAUGUGAUAGAUGUCACGGCGACACUUGCAACCGAACAUAGAUACCUUGGCAUACUUAUUUUGGUCAAUUCUGCAAUGGCAUAUGGAGCCAAUUUGUUGAACUUUUUGGUGACAAAGCAUACCAGUGCAUUAACACUCCAGGUCCUAGGAAACGCUAAAGGUGCUGUGGCUGUUGUUAUAUCAAUACUUCUUUUCCGAAACCCUGUAACUUUUACUGGAAUCGCAGGCUAUACAUUGACCGUGAUGGGGGUUGUUGCUUAUGGAGAAGCCAAAAGAAGACAUAAAUGA